AUGGAUCUGUCAGACUUUCCCUUCUUUCUCUCUUCAGCAGAUGACCUCUAUGACCCCUGCUUCAGCACCAGUGACCUGAACUUUUUUGAUGACCUUGACACCCGGUUGAUGCAUGCCAACUUUUUGAAGUCAGAGGACCAUCUUCAGCACCACGUCCCCAUCACAGAAGAAGAGGACCAGCAUGUGAGGGCCCCUGGGGGUCUCCACCAGGCAGGUCACUGCCUGCUGUGGGCCUGCAAGGCCUGCAAGAGGAAGACAACCCAUGCAGACCGGAGGAAAGCGGCAACCAUGCGUGAGAGGCGACGACUCAGUAAAGUCAACGAUGCAUUCGAGACACUGAAACGCUGCACAGCUUCCAAUCCAAACCAGAGACUGCCCAAGGUGGAGAUCCUCCGCAAUGCAAUCAACUACAUUGAGUCACUACAGGCGCUGCUCAGAAACAGCCAGGAUGAUAGCUUCUACCCGCAGCUUGAACACUAUGGGUGUGACUCAGGAACCUCCAGCCCCCACUCCAACUGCUCUGAUGGCUCGGUGGAUUUUAUCUCGCCGAGUUCAGCCAGAAGUGAAAACAGUGACGCUUCGUACUGCAGCCAGACAGCAGAGGGUGACAGCAGCAGCAGCAGUAAAACAUCACUCAUUUCCAGUUUGGACUGUUUGUCCAGCAUUGUAGAGAGGAUCAGCACAGAUCAGACUGCAGCCCCCCCUGGGGACAGCGUGGUCCCCCAAGGCCCUGGAUCACCUCACACCGGCACUGCUAUCUCCAGUCUGUCUGCCGAGUCCAGCAACAUUUGUGAAUCCGUCUAA
Molecule: messenger RNA, 804 nt
Organism: Pelmatolapia mariae (spotted tilapia)
Lineage: Eukaryota; Metazoa; Chordata; Actinopteri; Cichliformes; Cichlidae
Product: myoblast determination protein 1 homolog
Exons: 3
Coding region: 1-804 (267 amino acids)
Biological process (GO): positive regulation of myoblast differentiation; muscle organ development; positive regulation of skeletal muscle fiber development
Molecular function (GO): RNA polymerase II cis-regulatory region sequence-specific DNA binding; protein dimerization activity; DNA-binding transcription factor activity, RNA polymerase II-specific
Source: RefSeq, a predicted model, not a curated record